AUGACCAAUUCAGCUGUCUCGUCCUUGUUCCGUCUUAGCUUUUUCUUGUUCGUUCUUCAAGUAAUGAACAUUGGCGGGUUUACUGCUGCAACUAGGUUCUAUCAAUUCAAGGUACAAACAAUGAGACUCACCAGACUAUGCCAGACAAAAGAGAUUGUAACAAUCAACGGGAAAUUCCCCGGCCCUGCGAUAUCCGCUCAAGAAGAUGACAGAAUUGUCGUUAAAGCAUGGGCUACAGUAUACGGUCCGCUUAUUGUAUAUCCUAAAUCUUCUAUUCCUUACCCUUUCAAGAAACCCUUCAAGGAGCAUACAAUUCUCCUAGGAGAGUAUUGGCUUAAGAACAUGGUAGAGCUCGAACAACAUGUACUUGAGAGUGGAGGACCUCCUCCUCCAGCAGAUGCAUUCACAAUUAAUGGUCAACCAGGCCCUAACUACAAUUGCUCCUUUAAUGAUGUUUAUGAGAUUAAGAUAGUGCCAAGGAAGACAUACUUGUUAAGGCUGAUAAAUGCUGGCAUUAACAUGGAGAGCUUCUUCACCAUAGCUAAUCACAGGUUGACCAUUGUGGAAGUAGAUGGCGAAUACACCAAACCUUUUACAACAGAGCAUGUGAUGCUUGUGCCCGGACAGACAAUGAACGUUCUUGUUACAGCUGAUCAAGCCAUUGGGAGAUACUCCAUCGCCAUGGGUCCUUACGAGUCUGCGAAGAAUGUCAAGUUUCAAAACACAUCAGCCAUAGCUAAUUUCCAUUACUUUGGUGCGUGGCCUAACAGUGUAACAUUACUAGCUAAGUUACCUAUUUUCAAUGAUGAUAUUGCUGUUCAGACUGUCAUGGAUGGGCUCAGAAGUCUAAAUGCAGUUGAUGUUCCAAAAGAUAUUGAUGCUCACCUCUUUAUCACAAUCGGGAUAAAUGUAAACAAAUGUAACUCUGAAAAUCCAAUCAACAAGUGCCAAGGGCCCAGAAACGGAAGAUUAGCAGCUUCACUGAACAACAUCAGCUUCGUGGAACCAAAAGUCUCGAUUUUGGAAGCUUAUUACAAGAACCUGGAAGGGUACUUCACUUUAGAUUUUCCAACCGUGCCGGAAAAAUCCUAUGACUUUGUCAAUGGUGCACCCAAUGACAUAGCCAACGACACGCAGGCCGCAAAUGGGACUCGAGCUAUAGUUUUCGAGUAUGGAAGCAGAAUACAAAUCAUCUUCCAGAAUACUGGCACUCUUACAACUGAAAAUCAUCCAAUUCAUCUUCAUGGGCAUAGCUUUUAUGUUAUUGGCUAUGGCACAGGGAAUUAUGAUCAACGAACAGCACAAUACAACCUUGACGAUCCUCCUUACUUGAACACUAUUGGAGUUCCAGUAGGAGGAUGGGCUGCGAUUCGGUUCGUAGCCAACAAUCCAGGGCUCUGGUUAUUGCAUUGCCAUUUCGACAUCCAUCAAACAUGGGGAAUGAGCACGAUGUUUAUAGUGAAGAAUGGCAAGACGGUGCUAGAGAGUCUACCUCAUCCUCCUCCAGAUCUACCAAAGUGCUAG
Arabis nemorensis is the source of this 1524-nucleotide messenger RNA. The record is from the annotation of a GenBank genome assembly. NCBI's taxonomy places the organism in Eukaryota, Viridiplantae, Streptophyta, Magnoliopsida, Brassicales, Brassicaceae.